GCUAAACCAGCCGCACUUUGACGCUUCCAUUUCUAUACGUUGAUAGAUUCAUUCCAUGCCAAUUUCAGUCCAACUGUCACGACUCUCGUUUUUCAUUCCCCUGCAAUGCAACUUCCUUUCCUUUCCCUCCAAACCCUGACUUUUCUUUCGUUUCAUUUCCUUCCUCUCUAAGCAACUCUUCUUUCACAUGCCUUCCCAUUCUCUUCUCAACAUUCACAUCAAUUACUCUCCGUCCUAGCUCAGCCUCAGCCUGCCCCCUCCAAUGCAUACACUCACUACCAACGCCGAUGCCAACAUCCCUGCACUAGCACCCCUUCAGCCCCUUCUUGACCUUAUCACGAACCUCGUCUCUCUCCUCCUCCUGUCGUCUCUCAGCGUUCGGUCGUUCGUCGGACGGUGGCAGGUUCUCCGUGCCAAACUAAUUUCUCUUCAGUCUUCUCUCUCCUCAAUCUCCGACUCCCCUCACUGGAGUGAGAAUCCGCUGCUUCAUACUCUCCUCCCUUCACUUCUCUCAACUCUACAACGCCUCAAAGCCCUCUCCGACCAAUGUACCCUCACUUCCUUCACCGGCGGGAAGCUCUUAAUGCAGAGCGACCUCGACAUCGCUUAUACUUCACUCUCUAACCAUCUUCAGGAUAUUGAUUUGUUGCUCAGAUCUGGAGUCCUCUACCAAUCACAUGCUAUUGUUCUCUCGCAGCCAGGUCCUGCCUCUGAUAAGGAAGAUUUAGUACUGUUUAUUAAAGAUCUUUUCACAAGAUUGCAAAUCGGUGGUGUCGAGUUCAAAAAGAAAUCUCUAGAAUCACUGUUGCAGUUGCUAAUUGAUGAUGAGAAAUCGGCUUGUUUGGUUGCUAAAGAAGGGAACAUCGGGUACCUGAUUAGUUUACUUGAUUUUCACCAUCAGGGAUUGAUUCGAGAACAAGCGGUGUUGGCUAUAUCAAUUGUGGUUUCAGCGAGUUAUGAGUCAAGAAAAACUGUGUUUGAAGAAGGAGGACUCGGUCCUUUGUUAAGAGUUCUUGAAACAGGGUCUAUGGUAUUGAGAGAAAAAGCUGCGAUUGCUAUUGAUGCUAUAACCAUCGAUCCUGAAAACGCAUGGGCUGUUUCAGCAUACGGCGGUGUGUCGGUGUUAAUUGAAUCGUGCCGAUCUGGAUCGGUUGCGACUCGGACACAUGCUUCGGGUGCGAUUAGGAAUAUUGCAGAUGUGGAAGAUAUUCAAAUCGCUUUAGCUGAAGAAGGAGCUGUACCGGUACUGGUGGAAUUACUGGUUUCAGAUUCUAUCAUUGCAAAAGAAAAUGCAGCUCAUUGUAUAGCCACACUAGCUUCUUCAGGAGAGUACUUCCGCGUUUUGAUCAUUCAAGAACGAGGGUUACAAAGACUAAUGCAUUUGAUUCAAGAUUCUUCAUCAAGUUCAGCCACAGUAGAAAACUCUUUGCGUGCAAUCAGUUCACUUUCUUUAUCAGAUUCCGCUGCAAGAAUCUUAUCAUCUUCAACCUCAUUUGUAAUCCAACUGGGGGAAUUUGUCAAGAAAGGGAACAUGUUAUUACGGCAAAUUUCUUCAUCAAUGAUCGGUAACUUAUGUAUCAGUGAUGAUAACAAGCGAGCCAUCGCAAACUGUAUGGGGUCUUUGGUCAAACUAAUGGAGUGUCCGAAGCCGGUGGGGUUACAAGAGGCCGCAACGCAAGCAAUCGUGUCACUAUUGACCGUGAGGUCGAACCGGAAAGAGCUGGUGAGGGAUGAGAAAAGCGUGAUGAGAUUGGUGCAGAUGUUGGAUCCCAAAUACGAGGCUGUCGAUAAAACGUUUCCAGUGAUGGCGGUUGCGGCGGUGUUGAGUGGAGGAAGUAACCGGUGCAGAAAGAGAUUGGUGGCUGCUGGGGCUUAUCAGCACUUGCAGAAAUUGACAGAGAUGGAGAUCACCGGAGCCAAGAAGGUUUUGCAUAGACUUGCCGGGAACCGUCUCAAGAGUAUUUUCAGCCGGCCUUGGAGGGAAUAACUGAAAGAGAAAAAAAAAAAAAUAACCACGACAAGCCAGGACUGAAGAGGAGCCCGUUCCUAUUUUUACCAGCUGGGCAAGCGACAACCAGGCACAGAGACCUCGUAUACGUAACCUCUUCUUUUCUCACUUUAUUAUAAUUUAUAAAGUGAUUUAUACAGUUACUUAUAUUAAUUAAUUCGACAAAAAAGCAUGGAUGCGGUUUUUCGGGAGUGUCCUCGUUUUGCUUUUUUUACUGGGAAAUUGAUUCGGUCAUGUAAGCGCCGGUGAUUUAUUUUUCUUUUUAUAAUUUGAUGAAUCUUGUUUGAUAAUGUACAUGGUUACUGGCAACUGUUACUGCAUUUGUUUUUACCUGAAAUAGUAUGGAAGAUGAUGUUUUUUAUCAGAA
Messenger RNA from Mangifera indica (mango), 2375 nucleotides. RefSeq names its product importin subunit alpha-1b-like. The transcript has 2 exons. Gene Ontology annotation, molecular function: protein binding. NCBI's taxonomy places the organism in Eukaryota, Viridiplantae, Streptophyta, Magnoliopsida, Sapindales, Anacardiaceae. The record is from RefSeq and is a predicted model, not a curated record. The coding region runs from base 263 to 1987 and encodes 574 amino acids.